Messenger RNA from Archocentrus centrarchus (flier cichlid), 2129 nucleotides. RefSeq names its product haloacid dehalogenase-like hydrolase domain-containing 5. Bases 136 to 1461 code for a protein of 441 amino acids. The record is from RefSeq and is a predicted model, not a curated record. Lineage: Eukaryota; Metazoa; Chordata; Actinopteri; Cichliformes; Cichlidae. Gene Ontology annotation, cellular component: mitochondrion. The transcript has 8 exons. Gene Ontology annotation, biological process: glycerophospholipid biosynthetic process.
AACCGAAACACUCAGCCAGCCAGCGCGGCCGGUGCGAGCCGGCUCAUGCUUCUUAAGGGGCUCAGAUUUAUAUUUGUCUCCCCUUAAAAAAAAAAAAAAAAAAACAAAACAGAAAAACGGUGAUAAGUAAAGGAGAUGAAGGGACUCCUGCCGUUUUACCGGGGUUUGUACACCCUGAGUAACCGCCAAGCCAGUCGUCAAGCUGGGAUUGUCGGUUCUUGGUGCAGGCUUUGCGGAACUCAGUCUAAUAGCAAGCCACAGCCGAGGUUUGGGCUGUUGUUUGACAUUGAUGGCGUGCUUGUCAGAGGGAGGAUGCCAAUCCCUGCGGCAACAAAAGCAUUUGAGAAGUUGGUCGACUCUCAGGGACAAUUUGUGGUGCCAGUCGUUUUUGUCACAAAUGCAGGGAAUUGCCUCAGACAAACAAAAGCAGACCAGCUCUCUCAUAUCCUGGGAGUGCCUAUCACACAAGACCAGGUUAUCAUGUCCCAUAGUCCUCUGAGGAUGUUUAAGAAGUUCCAUGACAAGUGUGUCUUGGUGUCAGGACAAGGACCUGUCCUGGAAAUUGCUAAAAAUGUGGGCUUUAAGAAUGUAAUCAGCAUCGAUAUGCUAAGAGAAUCGUACCCAUUGCUGGACAUGGUGGAUCACAACAGGAGACCAAAAUUGCCAUCCAAUCCUGUUGUCAACCUUCCUAAAAUUGAAGCUGUGGUUUUGUUUGGCGAGCCGAUCCGAUGGGAGACCAACCUGCAGCUGAUAAUUGAUGUUUUGCUGACCAACGGUAACCUCAGUAGUAGCCACCAAACCCAAAACACUCCUCACCUUUCCCUCCUGGCCUGCAACAUGGACCUCAUGUGGAUGGCCGAGGCACAUUCUCCACGGUUUGGCCAUGGAACAUUCCUUGUGUGCCUAGAGAACAUCUACAAGAAGAUAACUGGUAAAGACCUGAAGUAUGAGGCACUUAUGGGAAAACCUAGCGAGCUGACAUACCACUUUGCGGAGUACCUCAUCAGAAGUCAGGCCAUGCAGAGGCAGUGGGAACUUCCCAUCACUUCCCUUUAUGCUAUAGGGGAUAACCUCAUGACUGACAUCUAUGGCGCCAAUCUGUACAACCGUUACCUGGAGGAGAGAGUUGCUAGAAAAAACCCCAAAGCUGUUGCUAAGAUGGCAGCUGCCACUGGGUCCACUGCAGCAGUGCCUGGGGAGGAAGAGAUUGACAGCCUGUGGGAAAGCGAGCUCGCGCUGCCCUCUGCUACUUCCUGUAAGUCUGUCCUAGUCUGCACAGGCGUCUACAACCCCAAUGCAGAGGUGCCGUCUGAUGCAAAUCAGUGCAUCAAGGAGACUGUGUUCCACGGGCACCGGGACUUCAUAUUUGACCCCGCGCUCGUGGAGCCGGGUCAUAUUGUGCAGGAUGUGGAUGGAGCUGUUGACCUCAUCUUUGAGCAAGAAAAGUUUGUGCCUCAGUAGUAUUUUGAGCCAACAGGCUCUGUGUUGUCAUGGAGGUUUGAGGUUUGGGGGUGGGGUUAAACUGGUAAUACCACUUAAUGUACAAACCUCUAGAAACCUAGCACUGUGGACUUUGUUUAAAAACCUGACAGGGCAUUGACAAAAUCUAUAGGUCAUCUUCUAAAAUUUUAACAAUAAAACAAAUUUUAGUGAAUAUAGAUUGCAUAACUGUUCCUUUUUCUGAUAGCCAUUAGCCUGUUUUUCCACGAAGGAAAUGCGUAAGAACUGCCUUAUUUGACCCUACCAAGUAUCUUUCUAGAUAAUACUACUGGUCUACAUUGUUACAAAUCCUGAAGCCAUCCCAUAUUUAUUCUAUGGUAAUGAGACUGAUUUUUAAGAAGCCUGUUCUUAACGUUGUGACCUUUUGUCGUUGCAUUUUUAGUCAUUUGUUUACCCUUUAUCAUGGAAAAUCUAUGCAUGACUAUGAGAGUAAUACUUGUACUGUUAAAACAAUUGUUUGGUGUGCAAUUUUGUCCUCUAAUAGUACUGUCUAUACAGUUUAUCUAGUUUUGAGAACCUUGACCAGUUUUUGCACAGAUCAGAUUUUCAUCUGUUAAAUGUUACCAUAUCAUCCUUCCAUUACAUGCUUAUAAUUUAGAAAGUAAUUUUUAGUAGGACCAACAGACAUG